Molecule: messenger RNA, 459 nt
Organism: Eimeria tenella
Lineage: Eukaryota; Apicomplexa; Conoidasida; Eucoccidiorida; Eimeriidae
Exons: 4
Coding region: 1-459 (152 amino acids)
Source: RefSeq, a predicted model, not a curated record
AUGGCUGAAGACGGCACUGUUACUGAGGGUUUCAACGGAGAGCUGCCGGUAAACCACCGACUGUUGGUGGAGAGGUUUUCUGAAGUGGUUGAUGAGGCUUACAAAGAAGUUUGGAAAAAGUAUUUUGCUGUUGCAGACGAAAUGACAGAAGUGAAGCAGCAGCAGCAGCCGCAGCAGCUGCAGCAGCAGCAGUUCUCGCAGCAGCAAGCGACGCCCGUUAGCGCGGUUGAAGUGGCGUCGGGAGUGGAGUCUCUGGAUUUGGAGGAGGGCGAGAAGGUGGAAGUGGCAAUUGUGUCUUCUUCUGAUGGCCUUAAUUUGGAGAGUUUGGAGAAAUACAUUAAAGUCGAAGAAGUCAACAAAAUGAGCGUCGAGGCCCUGGCCUCUGGCGCGUUCGCAGCGGCUCCCCAGGCGCUUGCCUUGUUUGCAGCAUCAGCGCUGUGUGUGUUGCUGCUGAGGUGA